AUGCAGAAGUGGAAAGAAAAGGAAAGGAAAAGCGCGGGUGGUGGUCUUGCACUCGCCGACGCAGACGCCGACGCCGAAGUGCUUGACGGCGCUGCGGAGGACACAACCCGUUUCAGAGGGCUCCGUCGUGCAGGCGAGCGUGUCUGUGGAGACAUUCAUCAUCGAGCUGACGAGACUUUGCCUCGGUCGCUUGUUGUCGGCAUCGCCAUCCCUGCGCCCUUGGGGCUGAGCGGCCUCUUCGGCAUUUCGCCGUCGUCGCCGCCUAACGUUGUCACAGGGCUUGCGGCGUUUUACGGUGGUACAGUGGCAUUCCUAGCCGGGAUGUGGGAAUUGAAGAGAGGGAAUACCUUCGCGGCGACCACGUUCUCUUCCUUCGGCGCUCUCCAGCUCUCUUACACCGCCACUCUGAUCCCUUGGUUUGGAGUCCACGACGGGCACACCGACCCCGAGCAGGACAUUCGUCGAGCUAAUGCGAUCUUUUUACUCGCCGGGACUAUUUUCACCUUCGCGAUGCUGCUUGCUGCUCUAACUCUCAGGGCGAGCGUGGCGCUCAGCACAGCGUUAUUCCUAUCCCUCACCUUCACGUUGAUCAUCAUCUCGGAGUUCAUCGGCUCAUCCUAUCAAAAGGGUCUGCCUCUCUACACCUCAUACCCAACAAUUCCUCCCCUCAACUUCAUUCAUGCGCUUACCUGA
Messenger RNA from Physcomitrium patens, 693 nucleotides. NCBI's taxonomy places the organism in Eukaryota, Viridiplantae, Streptophyta, Bryopsida, Funariales, Funariaceae. The record is from RefSeq and is a predicted model, not a curated record.